CCGCCGCCUGUCAACCACACACAUACACACACACACACACACCAAAAUAAACCCAUCGGAUUCGCAACAAAUCCUUUCCGCUACGAACCGUAACCACAACCACACGAAAACCUUCCUCGAUACAAACACGCAAAGAUGGGGAUCAUGGACAGCAUCGGGUCCGAGAUGAAGACGAGGAAUUUCAGUAUAUACGGUCAAUGGACCGGUAUCAUCGCCAUCAUCCUGUGCGUUGCAGUCGGCAUUGCCAACAUCUUCCACCUCAACCUGAUCAUCAUCUUCUCGGUCAUCUGCCUCAUCACCGGCCUAGUCCUUAUCUUCCUCGAGAUCCCGUUCCUGCUGCGCAUCUGCCCGACAUCGCCGAAGUUCGACACGUUCAUGCGCAAGUUCCACUCUCUGUGGGGAAGAGCCGCCUUCUACGGCGUCGCCUCGCUCGUGCAGUGGUUGAGCUGCAUCGUGCAGGCCACGAGUCUGAUCGCUGCCGCGAUCCUGCUCAUGCUCGCCGGAAUGUUCUAUGCCCUCGCGGCCAUCAAGGGCCAGCAGUUCGUCGGAAGCAAGACCCUAGGUGGCCAAGGUGUCGCUCAGAUGAUCGUUUAGUUUAGACAGCGGCGGUAAGGCGGUGCGAGGCGGUGACGGCGAUCCUGGUGCGUGGAGGGGAGGGGUUGCCGUGCGCCUGCCUGGCCGACUUGACUGACGGAAGUAACGGUUACCUAUGCUAUGCUUUUCAUGUAUGCGAUGCGUCUUGUGUGUGUGUGUGAACUUUGAAGUUGCGACUGGAGACUUGGGGAGUACUUUCUUGUGCGAUUGCGGCAAACCGGACUUUCGGAAGAGCGUGCGAAGGGCAAUGGA
Molecule: messenger RNA, 846 nt
Organism: Tricharina praecox
Lineage: Eukaryota; Fungi; Ascomycota; Pezizomycetes; Pezizales; Pyronemataceae
Exons: 4
Coding region: 136-594 (152 amino acids)
Biological process (GO): vesicle-mediated transport
Cellular component (GO): Golgi membrane
Source: RefSeq, a predicted model, not a curated record